This is a messenger RNA of Marmota monax (woodchuck), 9578 nucleotides long. It is a transcript of the gene Cfap57, whose product is annotated as cilia and flagella associated protein 57. The transcript is spliced from 22 exons. Bases 144 to 3557 code for a protein of 1137 amino acids. NCBI's taxonomy places the organism in Eukaryota, Metazoa, Chordata, Mammalia, Rodentia, Sciuridae. Gene Ontology annotation, molecular function: protein binding. The record is from RefSeq and is a predicted model, not a curated record.
UUCCGGUUUGUGGUUGCCAUAGGAACCGCUGCGACGUUUGGAAGUGCCCGGGCUGCUUGGAAUCCCUAGGGGGUAGCACCUCUGGAUACGUGCUUGGUCUGCUGAGCCUGAGUGAAGAAGCGAAAGAACUCUGGCAAGGGAUCAUGUCUACCGUCGUAGCUCAGUGGCUGCAUGUUUUUGGUCUUCGAGCCCACGUGGCCAACAAUAUCUUUUUCUUCGAUGAACAGAUUAUUAUAUAUCCUUCAGGAAAUCAUUGUGUGAAGUACAAUGUGGAUCAGAAGUGGCAAAAAUGUAUUCCAGGCUCAGACAAGAGUCAGGGUAUGUUGGCCUUGUCCAUCAGCCCCAAUCGGCGGUACCUCGCCAUCUCCGAGAUUGUGCAGGAGAAACCUGUAAUCACCAUUUAUGAGCUGUCAUCCAUCCCGUGCCGGAAGCGCAAAGUCCUUAAUACUUUUGACUUUCCAGUUCAGAAAUUUAUCAGCAUGGCCUUUUCUCCAGACUCCAAGUAUCUAUUGACUCAGACAUCACCUCCAGAAUCAAACCUUGUCUAUUGGCUGUGGGAAAAGCAGAAAGUAAUGGCCAUUAUUAGAACUGACACUCAGAACAACCCUAUCUACCAGGUGAGCAUUAAUCCCCAGGAUAACACUCAGGUUUGUGUCACUGGAAAUGGAAUGUUUAAGCUUCUGCGUUUUGCUGAGGGAACCCUAAAGCAAACCAAUUUUCAGAGAGGAGAAUCCCAAAACUAUCUAGCCCAUGCUUGGGUGGCUGAAGACAAGGUCAUUGUUGGCACUGAUACAGGAAAGCUUUUUCUCUUUGAAUCUGGAGACCAGCGCUGGGAAACCAACAUAAUGGUCAAGGAGCCCACGGCUAGCUCAAAGAACCUGGAGGUUAUCCACGAGUCAGAGAGCCUGGUCGAAUUUCCACCAGUCAGUUCCCCAGUCCCUUCCUUUGAACAGAUCGUGACGACCAGUAGCCACAACCAACUGGUCAUGCCCCGGGUGUUCGCCAUUGCUGCCUAUUCAAAGGGGUUUGCCUGCUCUGCUGGACCCGGAAGAGUUCUGCUGUUUGAAAAGAUAGAAGAAAAGGACUUUUACCGAGAGAGCAGGGAAAUCCGGAUUCCUGUGGACCCACAGAGCAACGACCCAAGUCAGUCUGACAAACAGGACAUUCUGUGCAUGUGCUUCAGUCCCUCGGAGGAAACCCUGGUUGCCAGCACCAGUAAGAACCAGAUCUACAGCAUCACCAUGUCCCUGACAGAGAUCAGCAAAGGGGAGCCUGCUCAUUUCGAGUACCUGAUGUACCCAUUACACUCAGCAUCCAUCACUGGUCUAUCUACCUGCAUCCGCAAACCCCUCAUUGCUACCUGUUCACUGGAUCGAUCUGUUCGCAUCUGGAAUUAUGAAUCAAACACUCUGGAACUUUUUAAGGAAUAUCAAGAAGAAGCAUACACAAUCAGCCUUCACCCAUCUGGACACUUCGUUGUAGUAGGGUUUGCUGAUAAACUACGCCUUAUGAAUCUACUCAUUGAUGAUAUACGUUCUUUCAAAGAGUAUUCUAUCAGAGGAUGCAGAGAGUGUGCCUUUAGCAAUGGAGGCCACCUGUUUGCUGCAAUCAAUGGAAAUGUGAUUCACGUUUUUACCACCACAAGCCUAGAGAACAUCACAAACCUGAAAGGACACACGGGGAAGAUUCGCUCAAUUGUCUGGAACGCAGAUGACAGCAAACUGAUUUCUGGUGGCACAGAUGGUGCUAUAUAUGAAUGGAAUCUGUCUUCAGGAAAGAGAGAGACAGAGUGUGUGCUCAAGUCCUGCAGCUACAACUGUGUUACUGUCUCCCCUGAUGGCAGAAUUAUUUUUGCUGUUGGAUCAGACCAGACCCUCAAGGAGAUUGCAGAUUCUUCAGUCCUGCGAGAAAUGUCAGCAUUUGACGUCGUCUACACGGCAAUUGUCAUCUCCCAUUCCGGGCGCAUGAUGUUUGUGGGCACCUCAGUGGGAACCAUCCGCACCAUGAAGUACCCCCUGCCUUUGCAGAAAGAAUUCAAUGAGUAUCAGGCUCAUGCUGGUCCUAUCACCAAGAUGUUGCUCACCUUUGAUGAUCAGUACCUGCUGACUACUGCUGAGGAUGGCUGCCUGUUCACCUGGAAGGUCUUCGAUAAGGAUGGCCGCGGAAUCAAGCGGGAAAGGGAGGUGGGCUUUGCUGAAGAGGUGCUCGUGACUAAAACAGACAUGGAAGAGAAGGCUCAGAUUAUGUUGGAGCUAAAGACUCGUGUGGAAGAAUUAAAAAUGGAGAAUGAGUAUCAACUUCGACUAAAGGAUAUGAACUACUCUGAGAAGAUUAAGGAGCUUACAGACAAAUUCCUCCAGGAAAUGGAGUCCUUGAAAACCAAAAACCAGGUUUUAAGAACAGAAAAAGAGAAGCAGGAUAUAAGUCACCGUGAGCGCAUAGAAGACCUCCUAGACAAACAGAACCGGGAGCUGCAAGACCUGGAAUGUUGCAACAACCAAAAGUUGCUUCUAGAAUAUGAGAAAUACCAGGAAUUACAACUCAAGUCCCAAAGGAUGCAGGAAGAGUAUGAAAAACAGCUCCGAGAUAAUGAUGAGACCAAGAGCCAAGCCCUGGAGGAGCUGACUGAAUUUUAUGAGGCCAAGCUGCAAGAGAAAACCACCCUUCUGGAAGAGGCCCAGGAGGAUGUCAGGCAGCAGCUGCGGGAAUUUGAAGAGACCAAGAAGCAGAUUGAAGAAGAUGAAGACCGAGAAAUCCAAGAUAUCAAAAUCAAGUACGAGAAAAAACUUCGGGAAGAGAAGGAAUCCAACCUGCGGCUCAAGGGAGAAACAGGCAUUAUGAGGAAAAAGUUCAGCAGUCUGCAGAAGGAGAUCGAAGAGCGAACCAACGACAUUGAGAUGCUGAAGGGAGAGCAGGAGAAGCUUCAGGGAGUCAUCAGGUCCCUAGAGAAAGACAUUCAAGGCCUUAAACGAGAGAUCCAGGAGAGAGAUGAGACAAUUCAAGACAAGGAGAAACGAAUUUAUGAUCUGAAAAAGAAGAAUCAAGAACUAGAGAAGUUCAAGUUUGUGCUUGACUACAAAAUAAAAGAGCUGAAGAAGCAAAUAGAACCUCGAGAGAAUGAGAUCAAGGAGAUGAAGGAACAGAUUCAGGAGAUGGAAGCCGAGCUGGAGCGUUUUCAUAAACAGAACACGCAACUGGAACUGAACAUCACAGAGCUGUGGCAGAAACUAAGAGCCACCGAUCAAGAGAUGCGCAAAGAGAAACAGAAGGAGCGGGACUUGGAAGCAGUGGUCAAAUGGUUUAAGACAGACCUUCACAACUGUGUGGCAUAUAUCCAGGAGCCCCCGCUGCUGAAGGAGAAGGUCCGAGGUCUGUUUGAGAAGUACGUGCAGCAGGCAGACAUGGUGGAGAUGGCAGGGCUGAACACAGACCUGCAGCAGGAGUACGCCCGCCAGCGGGAGCACCUGGAGAGGAACCUGGCCACGAUCAAGAAGAAGGUGCUCAAGGAGAGCGAGCUGCACCGCACUGACUACGUCCGCAUCAUGCAGGUGUCAUAGCUGAACUCUCAAGUGCCCUGCCUGUACUGGCACACAGGCCAGGGAGGUCCUCUGAAGACUGGGUCCCUUUCUCUAUGCCAAGCAAGAUGUCCAAAGCAAAUGUCAGUCCUAAAAGGAGAGAAGAAAGGAACUGAAGACCACAGGCUGGUCAUAGGAUGCAGGAGUCCACACGAGGCUGACAGGGCAGGCAUCGUGUCCUCUUUUCCUUUCCUGUUCCCCCCAAGCCAAGGUGGGGGUGGGGAGAAAAGGAGAUACAGCAGAGCUCCUAUCCAGCCCAGCCCCUCCCACAAGCCCAGUCCCCAGAAGAGCGUCUUCCCAAGCAGCAUUGUAAGCCUAGGUGCUUUGCAGUCCUGUGGAUCCAGAGAAUUGACUCAGAUAACAACAGGGAACAAGAAAGGGGCCCUGUGGGCAGGUUCAGAGUUCAUUCCCCCUCAACCAGAGAGGCUCCUUGCUGAUCACAGUGGGGCUCUGUGUAGGAUUCUGUUUGCAAAGUUAGGAAGGUUUGUUUUUUUUUAAAGGAAAACUUUCGAACUGCUGUUCUGGAUGCUAAAAAUUGUUUCCUUAUUUGAUGUUAAAAUUGAAGGAGGACUGGGCCAGGGCCAGGCCAGAUGGCAGGGUUUAUACAAGCAAACCUCAGCUUGGAAUCAUGUUCCCAGCCAGGAUAUGGAAGGCAAAUGGGCACUGUCACUGUGUAGAUCUGAGUUAUGCUGCUUCUGCCACUCUUUGGCCAGCAGACCAUGGGUAAAUUCCUUGACUUCUCCAGGAGAUGCCCUCCUUAUCUAUAAAAUGGAGAGGAAAACACUAACCUCCAUGGUUACUAUGAGGACUGAACAGGAUAACCUUUGUAAUGUACAAGGCACUGGCCUGGGACAGAAUCAGUGUUCAAAAAAAAUGUCAUGGGGUAAAAAUGGGAGUUCAUAACCCACUUGAAUCUAAUGUAUGAAAUCUGAUAUGUCAAGAGCUUUGUAAUGUUUUGAACAAUUAAAAAAAAAGAAAAGAAAGCAAAGCAAAGACAAAAAAAAUGUCAUUUCCCUUCCCUUCUUCUUAACAAAGACUGCAUAUAGGAACCAAGGUAGAAACCAAGUGGGAGAGCCUAGAAACCCCUCAUAACAAGGGCCAGGGUAGCUGCUCCUGGGGGUGGGUGAAGGGACAGCACAACUUAUUCCAGACCCCCAGCUGGUGGUCAAGUGCUCCUGCUCCUUUGGCAAGAGUUUGUCAGGAGCCUGCUGAAACUGUGUCUGCAGCUGCUGGGUCCCUGGCACCUCAAUCCAAAAGGCUGAGGAAAGCUGGGAUGGACAUGGCAUCUGAGAGCUACUCAUUAGAAAAUAACAAAAAAUGAGGCCACUUUCUCAUUUGUAUAUUCAGAUAGGAGCUCGGGGCCUCCCUGCUGCAUUCUCAGCAUACUUGCAGAUAUGGAAAUUAGAGUUGCUAUGGAAUACAAACAUCUAGGACACACAUUCAUUCAGUUCACAUCUGAGAGCCUCGUAUACAGCAAGGUUUGUGUCAGCCAUGGAAGAUUCCAAGAUGAAUGUGAGGGUGUCCCUACCCUCAAGAAGCUCCUCCCAGGAAACUUGGACCAGGUUCAAGUAAUCUCUUCUCCAUUUAGUAUAUCCCAGUGCAGUGGGCUAAUGGGGGGAAGCAAAGUGCAAUUAUGCCUUGGAAACUCAUGGAAGAUUUCUGAGGGAAGGUGGCAUUUGAGCUGAGCUCAGGGUAGAUAGAGGGUAGUCAGGGACCAACUGGGGGAAGAGAGAAUAACCUGAGAAAAAGAAAGGAGAGGGUCUUGGGGGGAAGAGGUGGUUGCAGACUCCAUGAGUCCACAGACCUCAGUUUGUUGCAAAGUGUUGGGGGCAGAGAGAAAGGGCCCAUUGAAAUGGUAGGUAGUCUACAGUCAGGUUGAAAGGGCCUUCCACACCAUGCCAGGAUCAUGAGAUUCAUCCUGAGCACAUCCAUGACCUGAAAAACUUCUUAAGCUGGCAGGGAUGUUAUCUUUGUUUCGUAAAGAUGGACUCCUUUGGCAUGGUGGACAGACUGGAGGUACUCCAUAGUCAGGUAGAGAAAGAGUCAGGCGGCAGGGAAACUCAUUAGGAGAUUGCUAUUGCAUUAAAGGUAAAUGAGAGGGCAUUUGCCCCUUAGAAAGGGGCAAGUUAUGAUGUCAGAAGGCAAUUCAGAGCAGAAAUGACAAAUAGAAAUGUCUUAAACACAGGAUAUAGGUGAAAAGAGCAGAAAAGGAGUCUGAGAUGGUUCAUUUUGUGCAAUUAGACAGAUGGAGAUGCCAUCAACUGUGGGUUCCAGAAAGACACCACCGGAUGCCAGGUUUCCAAGUUACUGGAGCAAUGAAUGCAUCUGUUGCUUGCUUUUUUCAAAAGAUAGUUGACUCUGAGCCUGCCAGAAGGUGGUGCUACAGACAUUUCUUUCCCUGCCCUGCCCAUCAAGGGUGUCUGAAAGAACAGCCAGGGUCAUCAGGCUGUUCCAAAGGCCUAUGGCAGUUCUGGUCACCCUAGCUAGGUAUAGUCCCUUUGUUUAGAAACCUCCAUAUAUAUGGACCUUAGCAUCCUCUAGCCAAGUCAGUCUCUCUCACAUUUCCCAGGCUCAGGUCAGAUUUUUCCUGCAGCUGAGUAGUUAGAUGGGUCUGGAGAACUGUAGGAGUUUGUAAAAGCUAUCCUGACCAGGGAGCUAUCAGAACACAGGGCUCGGAAGCUUGGUGUGUUAAUUUUUAAUUCACAAAGCUACCAAAUGUACAUACAGUUGACCUGAGUGUGAUCUUUGGACUCCUCAGAACAGUGGCCACCCUUGAAAACAUUUUAUAAAGAACUCAACCUGUACUCAUUGGGGAUGUCGUUGGCCAUCACACUAUGCAAGAUAUUGGAAUGGAGGUAAAUGAGUGGUGACGGAGUAGUGUCUGAAGGCAGCAGUCAUGGAGGAACAGGGCACUUUGGAGGCAGACAGGCAUCUUCAAACCCAUUUCAUGUAGAUUUGACCUGCAAGACUUUGCUAGUCAAAAUGUGGCCUGCAGACAAGCCAUAGCAACAUCUCUUGGGAGCUACCAUUUAUCCUCUGCAUUAUUUCUACAUCCAAAACAAGUCCUAUAAUGCCUACUCUAUAAGGUAGUUGUAAGGAUGAAAUAAGGUGAUUAUGUAAAAUGUUUGAUAUGUUGUGAGAAUUCAAUUGACCCUUGCAAUUAUGAUUACUCUUGUUUUUAUUCUUAAUAGCAAGCUUUUAGUGUUUGUGUUCUGCUUGCUCCAUAUUGGCUCCAGGCCUGGAAUACUCUUGCCCAACCUCAAUCUCCCCUGAGAACCUUCCUCACACUGGGUUGGGCCCCUGCUUCUAACUCUGAUGGCAUCUCUCUGCAUUAGAGCCUAGAGGAACCUUCCCUGUUCAGCACAUUGACGAGCGCACAGCAAGUUUCAAGAACAACUGGUUAAUAGAUGAUUUGGUUUUGGGAUGAAGGAAGGAAGGAAGGGUCAAAAAACAAGAGAAUCAGUUUUCAUUGAGUCAUGGGCCUCAAUCACACUCUAAUAAGGAUGGAAUCAUGCCCUGGAGAUGCCCAUUUAGGCAAGGAAGGAUCAUGGAAGUGUCAAAGGCUGGCAGUGGGAUCAUUAACAAUCAUACCAAAAUAUACCCGGAGCCAGAAAUCCCAGUCACAGGGUGUAGGUGGUAGAGGGGGAAGGGAGAAACUAGGGCAAGGGCUCCCGUGGGACCACAACAGUCCUAGAGGAGAGAGAGGGACCAAGAGCCAGUUAUAAUCACAGCAAGGUGAAUACAAGGUGCAGCUCCAGCACAAAAUCAGUAGGAUUCUGUGAUAAAAGGAAAUGACCAAGAAAAGGAAAUAACUACAGAUGUAACCUGAGAGGGCUCAAAAUGGUAUCUUGAGGAGCUGAGACUGCAGCUCUGUGGCAGAGUGCUCGCCUAGCACAUGUGAGGCACUGGGUUCGACCCUUAGCACCACAUAAAAAUAAACAAAAUAAAGGCAUGCUAUCCAUCUACAACUACAAAUUUUUUUUUUUUUAGUGGUACUUUGAGUUUCUAGUCUUCAUUCUGAUUGCCAUUAUUACUUUAUUGGAUGAAGCAGAAGUGAAGCUAAGCAAAACCAACCUAGAGAGAGCUCCCAAGAGAGCAAGUUUGCCGGUGACUUUCUUGUGGUUCUUUUUAAGACCUUCUUCUAUUCUAGUCUCCUCUACCUGACCUUUACCCCUUAAUUUCUUUAUUAGUAAGUAUAUUCUCUUAUUUCAACCUGGUGUGCAAUGCAUUCAUAUUGAUUUGCUUAUCCAUCCCACAAAUAUUUUUUGAGCACUUCUUACAUGCAAGGGCAGGAUCCAGGGUUUUAGCAAUAAAUAUAUAUUAAAUCAAUCAUGUCAAUGAUAUAAAGUUGGCAUGGGGAAGUUCCAGGGGAGGGGACUAUCAGAGAGUUUCACUGGGCAGCAUCUGGAAAGUAAAUGUAGGCAAUUCAUCACCAAGGCCUGGAUUGGUUAGAAGGGUAAAGCAUUGCAUGGAGAAAAUCUGCUGACACAGAAAAAUAGACACAAAGCCUGGCCUGGGGAACAACAGGUUUGGCAGUGAGGGUUGGGCAUUUCAUCCAAGAGUGAGGGAAUCUUUUUUUUAGUGAGAAAAACUAAAAGUAAGUGAUAUAUUGAGCCUCUAAAAGUCUAGAUCUAUUUUUAAAGGAAGAGUCUCUGGAGGGAAGGAAUCUGGGAUAUCUUCAGCAGUCCCAGCUCUUUCCUGGCUUGAGGGGCACAUACCCUUAGCAGAGAAGGGCUUAUCUAGCACAGCUCAGUGAGAAGGGUGCCUGAGAUCUGCCCAGCCCUGACCCAUACUCCCCACUUCUAAGACUGUGCCCCAAGUUCUUUCCUGGAGCAGGCCCAUUUCAUGUAGAUUUGACCUGCAAGACUUUGCUAGUCAAAGUGUGGCCUGCAGACAAGCCACAGCAACAUCCCUUGGGAGUUGGUUAAAAAUGCAGACUCUCAGGCCCCACCCAAGACCCACCAAAUCAGCAGCUUCAUUUAAUAAGAUGCUCAGAUGAUUUAUUCACAGUCCUAGGUGGGGCUCUAUGAUAGGCAAACUGAAUUCUGAGGCCAGGGGCCCUAGGAACAAAGCAGGAGACCCGUGGGGCCUCCUCGUUAGUGCCACCUGGGGCCCCUAUGCUAAAUAUGAAAUGGAAGGUAGAAGCUUGAGGUGUGGGAAAAGGAGAAGAGACUAUCUGGUCCCAGCACACAGCACCCCAGCAGCUGGCCUGUAGUAAAUUUCAUUCAUGCUCUCUUCUACUCCCCUCUUCCAUCUCAUAGUGAUACAGAACUGCUACCAUCCCCCUAUGUCAACCGUUUCACACUUCUCUGUCGUGACUCCUAUUAUUCCAGUUCUCUGGGACACCCUUUACCCUCUCUUGAGAACCUCCUUUAAGCCUCAGCUCAGGGGUCAGUUCCUAGCAAUCCAUUCGCCAUUCAGGCUUGACUAAGUGCCUUUCCUCUGUGACCUAUCCUCCACCUUAACAAGGUGGCUCCAUGCUAAAAUGGGCCCAUAUGCCCCACCAAGAGCAGAGGCCAGGUCUCACUUUGAAAAUGCCAGGAUCAUCACAGUGGCUGGUGCAUGAUGGGUAUUCAGUAUAAGGUAUUGGAUGGAGAUGGAUGGAUAAGUGGAUGCGGGGAGCGGGAUGGAUGGAUAUUUGUCAAACACACAAACAAGAGAAGUGAAUUUCCAAUGGAUACAGUUGAUGUUAAUUAUCGGAUUAUUUUUCUGUGUUACUAAAUAGAAUGAUGUUGAGGACAGGUAUCAUGCUUUAUUUCUGAAGUCUGCAUUCUGAGGGACAUAGCAGAUGCCCCAUAAAUGUAGGUUCAACAAAUGAAUGGGAAAAAAUGAAUAAAGGAUAGCUCAGUAUUUAAGAGCUCUGGAACCAGACCACUAGGCUUAGAAUUCUUACUCAGUCACUUGCUAAGUUACACAGCCUCUGUGCCUGAGGUUCCUCUUCUAUAAAAUUGUGAUCAUAGGGGCUGGACGUAGUAUGUUUAGUGUGUGUGAUACCCUGGGUCC